GAUGCCAGCACUCAGUCUGACACCGGCCGACUGGCGAGAUGGUGCGAUCCACGCGUUCGAAGAGGCAGAUAUAGCUGUCCGCUCUCAGGGUGUUCACACUGGGCUACUGUGCUGCGCCACUGCCUAUACUGGCCGCACUGCAAAUCGAUGCCGGUCCACCGCUAUUUCGAAUCUCUAGCACCGAUACAUACACGCACCGACCAGGAACAGGUAUGUACGUAGACAGCGAAAGACCGCGCCAGCGCCGCUGUCACGGCAGGAACCACAUGGAACUCGAGAACCACUGACCGAUGAAGCUUGAACGUGGAUGAUGAUUUUGAAUCGGGGCCCCUCGCAGGCUUCUUGAUACCCAUCGUGGCCUGCCGCAGAGUAUUUAUGUACAGAAAGAGCGCGUCCCCUGACGAGGCUCCGUCCGUCGACCUGUUGUCCCACCCCACCCCAUCCCCAGGAUGCUCACCCCCGCUCUACUCACGCUUUGCGCGCUCGUUCGCACCGCCUCGGCCGCGACGGCGCAGACGUUCGUUCCGCCCUCCAAAGGGCCGCUGGUGCAGACGGCGAACUACACGACGUUCUCCAAUUCGACCAUCAAAGACGGCAAGCCCGUGAAGGGGAGGGUGUUUGACCGGAUCGUGCAGGUGUGGUUGGAGAACACGGAUUUCGCGACCGCCGCCGCGACCCCGAUUUUCCAGUCGAUCGCGAACCAAGGUAUCCUCCUCACGAACUGGAACUCGCUCACGCACCCGUCCGAGCCGAAUUACAUCGCUGCGAUGGGCGGCGACUUCUUCGGCACGCACGACGACAACAUGUACCACGUUCCGGCGAACAUCACGACCCUCGUCGACCUGCUCGAGGACCGCGACGUGUCCUGGGGCGCGUACCAAGAGAACCUCCCGUCGGAUGCGUUCUACGGAUUCAACUUCGCUGCGCCCAAUUACGCCGACCCAAGCGCGCCCGCCUACACGUACUACGUGCGCAAGCACAACCCGCUGAUCAUCUUCGACGCGAUCUCGCAGAACCCGGCGCGGGCCGCGCGCAUCCGGAGCUUCAACGACUUUGCGAACGACCUCGUGAACGGGACGCUCCCGCAAUGGAUGUUCGUCACUCCCAACAUGGUGAAUGACGCACACGACACGACAAUCGACUUUGCGGCGUCGUUCCUUGAAUACUGGCUUGUCCCGCUUCUGACGGACCCGCGGUUCAACGGAGAAAAGACGCUCAUCUUGUUGACGUUCGAUGAGAACGAGACGCAAACAGAACAGAACACGGUAUUCACUGUGGCUUUGGGCACCGCCGUUCCGCUCAAUCUCCGCGGAACGACUGACGACACGCUCUACACACACUACUCCGCCCUGAGCACGGUGCAGGCGAACUGGAAUCUCAAGUCGCUCGGACGCCAGGACACGAACAAAUCGGUCAGCAACGUCAUCGAGUUCGUCGCGAAGGAGGUCGGCUACAAGAACACCGCAAUCCCUCUCAGCCAGGUGCCGCACUUCAACAUCUCCGGAAAAACCCCGGGACCGUUGAGUGCGUCGUUCCCCUCCGGAUCGGAAACAGCCAUUUGAGACACAUCACUCCAGACUCGGCGCUGUUUGUGCCGUUCUCGACGCCCGACUUGAAGGCCAAAGGCGCGGGAUCGGGUGGUGUGUUGACGCUUCCGGGCCUCAACACUCAUCUGACGCCGGGCAACCUCCCGCCGCCGAAGAACAUGACUGCGCUCAACUCAACUACGCCGUGGCAGAUGAGCCCGCGCACCACAAGCGGGAAGGCCAUCAUCCCGUGUGCCGGGGCCGCGUGUCCAUGAUUUGUUGUGCUCUGUUGUAAGUAACUAUGUACCAAUUUAUCGACGAAGCUUCCCUUUGAGAACGUAUUCAUUAGUCAGUGUUACGACGCUAGGUCGCAGUUGUUUUUGUGUUUUGUUCGUCAUCGAAUGCGAAACAGUGGAGCACACUAGUCGGCGUUCUUCGCCUUCGGCCUUGGGUUCUGUCAAAAGUUGCAAUCAGUACGAGUUGCUCGGCCCAUGAACGAAAUAAAAUCAUGAUAAUCCCAAGAGAAUUCUCCCUUGUGCACGAUCCCGGCCGCGCACCGCUUUCCUCUCGAGUACUGCAAACUACUGCAUAGACGCAGAACCCCAACCCUCGUGCCGCACAAGCAGCCUCAGGCCGAUCCGCACGGCGCAUAGUCUCGAGGUUCUAGCCUGCGCUUCCGAUCUUGGCCGGAUCCCCCUUCUCACCGGGGGCAGACGACGUGCCAGAUGCGUCUAUCGUGCCAGGUCGGGUUAGCAAUCUCGCGACAAUUCAGUGGUUGAAUCAUGAACGGAUUUCCGCUCACAGAUGCGCUCUUCUUCUCUUGGCCUAGUCCGUCUGCUUUCAGCUCAGCGCGAGCCCUGACUUCAUGACGAGCUAGUGAUGAUUGAGUAUGCUGCAGUCACAUCCGAAUUCUGCCGAUCCGACCCCACAUAAAAAGGGGGCCAUGGCGUCUGAGUCCCUAGAUUGUUGUGCAGUCCACGAUGUUACUUGCUCGCACUGCGCUGCUCCUCCUGGCUACCGUCACCGCCACGGCGAACGCCCAGAACACCAAACAGGGGCUGCUUGAUUUCUACGCGAC
Messenger RNA from Mycena citricolor, 2604 nucleotides. The record is from the annotation of a GenBank genome assembly. NCBI's taxonomy places the organism in Eukaryota, Fungi, Basidiomycota, Agaricomycetes, Agaricales, Mycenaceae.